GAGAGAGAGAGAGAGAGAGAGAGAGAGAGAGAGAGAGAGAGAAGAGGAGGACAGCAAUAAAGAGAAGGCUGAUCUGGAGCCAUAGCUGGCAUGCCUAUGGGUGUGAGGGUGACAAUGACAACCAUCUUGAUAGCCUUCGCCUUGCCGUCUUUGGUGAGGUCAGGUUCAUCAUCCUCAUUACCACACAUCACGGAUGCCAAGUUUAUUGAGGACUGUGUGAAAAGCCACAAUCUAAACCGAUCUAAUGUCAACCCAACAGCAGGGGACAUGCGCUACAUGACCUGGGAUGCAGCACUUGCAAUUACAGCAAGAGCAUGGGCAAGGAAAUGUGUCUUCAAACACAACAUUUACCUGAACGGAAAAGAGAAGAAGGUCCAUCCCACCUUUGAAUCUUUAGGGGAGAAUAUCUGGUCGGGUUACCCAGCGGACAGUUUCUCAGUAGGUCAAGCUAUGCAGAGCUGGGUGGAUGGAGAGUUACCUGCCUACGUUUAUGACCAAAAUCACUGUAGACGGAUAUGUGGUCACUACACACAGGUGGUGUGGGCCACCAGCUACAAAGUUGGCUGUGCUGUUCAUCGCUGUCCCGAUGGCGUAGAUGAGCUUUCUUUGACGAAGGGGCAUGACACUGCCCAUUUUGUAUGCAACUAUUACCCACCCGGGAAUUAUCCUACCAAACCUUACAAACAAGGAAGGGCGUGCAGUGGAUGUGGUGGGGAGGAAUGCGAGCGCUCACUCUGCCGUUAUGGCUACUGGAGCCCGGAGUGGGACCCCGAGAAAUCUCGCUGCGGCGCGUUCUGCCAGGCGGUGCUCGUCCUGAGGCCGCUGGCGGCUUUGCUCACCCUCGCCUCGGCGUACUUCAUCAAGAGACAGUGCCCCAACAUAUUUGUUUAUGAGUAACACAAAAAUCAAUCAAGGGUUCCUACAGAAACAAUAUUUUUUUCAUAUGAAUAAUUGUCUUUUAAGGGGACUAAGGGGAGGUGGGAGGUGUUUAGGUGGCCGUCUGCGCCUAUACUGUAACAUGAAGACCCCGGCAUUAUGCAGGCAGACCUAAUACAAAUCAAACUACCUCGGCUCCUUUUCUGCAGCCUGGUAAUAAUUGUUUGAUGCCAUUGAUGAUUUAAAAAAGAAUAAUUAAAGGAACAGUCCCCCCUUUUUUGAUUUUCACUUGUUUGUAGUAUUUCCCAGCAUUAUUCAUGAAUGUGCAUAUAAAAUAUAGCCAAAUUAAGCAAAGCAAUAGAAGCCUAUGGGGGCAAAC
Molecule: messenger RNA, 1255 nt
Organism: Engraulis encrasicolus (European anchovy)
Lineage: Eukaryota; Metazoa; Chordata; Actinopteri; Clupeiformes; Engraulidae
Gene: glipr1a
Product: GLI pathogenesis-related 1a
Exons: 5
Coding region: 91-897 (268 amino acids)
Cellular component (GO): extracellular region
Source: RefSeq, a predicted model, not a curated record